Molecule: messenger RNA, 1728 nt
Organism: Bursaphelenchus xylophilus (pine wood nematode)
Lineage: Eukaryota; Metazoa; Nematoda; Chromadorea; Rhabditida; Aphelenchoididae
Source: the annotation of a GenBank genome assembly
AUGAUGGACUACUGGAAUCAGUCGGAAGAUGCCCUGGAAACCGAGUUCAGCGACUCCCAGGCGAUUGUUUUGAUCGACAAAGAAGCCUUAGUGAAGCUGGAUGAGGAAAAGAAGACUCUGAGUAUUGUAAAAUUCGAAACGAAAGGUAUUUUGUGAGUACGCGUUGCAUUUGUUAUUGCAGUACGUGUUGCGAUAUUACGCAAGAUUUCAUUGACAAAUUGCAGAGCUCAAGGAGAUCCUGAACCAAUACGGGUUGGAGAUUGGGAUUUUAAACUCGGCAUUAUUGGAUUGCUCGGUUCCAGAUGAAGUCCAAAGAGAUUUUGUAGGUUCUGAUCUCUAUGUUUCGGGAUAAAAUGUGUUUUUCUUCUUCAGCGACCACUGUUUGGAUGUGCCGUUCGAACGAUGAAACCUCCGGCAGAAAGCGGGAUAAAGGCCGAAGUAUUGAAGAAUGACCUUGCUAAAAGUCUUGGUGGACAGUUUAUGAACCUCAGGAUGGCUAUGCUAACUCUGGAAGAUGAAUUGGAUAGGCAUAAUUUGGCUAAAGUAAAUAAAUGAAAGGCAAAUAAUGCAUGCGAUGAUUUAGUUCCAAGCGAUGACCCGGUGGUAUCACACCUACCGUCGAUGUCCAACAUGCUCGACUCCCCUUCAAUUACGACCGUCAAAGAGUGCGGCCAGAUGUAUAAGAUGUGAUCGCUUCUUCUAUCCCACCAUAUCCCCUGUGGCAAUAACCUUAGUUGAGGAUUAUGAUCAAGAGAGAGUGCUGUUGGUCAGACAUAAGGGUUCGGUUUCUUCGGUUUUCACUUUGGUCGCUGGAUUCUCCAUGGUAUGUUGUUCUACGUUUUUCAAGUUUGGAAGUCUAAAAUUGGAAGUAGACCGUUUGUCUAAUUGAGCUAAAACUCCGUUCCCCUUACUUUUUUUACAUGUGUUUAUUUCCGAAUAACCUUUAUUAACGUUAAGGACGGUUUAAUUAGUCUUUACAAUUUUUAGCAAACAUUGAAACAAAAAAACGAAUUGCAUUUUUGAUAAACAAAACAAAUAAAAAUGCGAUAGGGAUGCAAAAACAACACAUUAUGUAUCAUGGUAUUUUCACCGCUAAGCAUUAUUUAUCAGACUACAAGCCGGUUUCUGUCUACUUUGUAUCCGCGGCCCUUUUUUCUUGCCAAGCAACGCUUUUUGAGGGGACCAAAAAGUAAAGACACAAACUCCACGCAUCCCGCACAUAUAAAAACGGGCUGUUUAGUUGUUUAUUUUACUUGCAGGCGGGCGAAAGUAUUCAAGAGACGGCGAAAAGGGAGAUCGCCGAGGAAGUGGGGAUCGAAGCGACGGACAUCCGAGUUGUGAACGACUCCCAGCCAUGGCCUAUGCCUUUCAAUUCGUUGAUGUGUGGCCUCCGGGCCAAGGCGGAUGCCAGUCAUGAGGUAGGGACUUUGAUGACAAUUACAUUCGUAUUGGAUUUUUAAUGUUUUACGAAGGAUGGAGUGGAUUUGUUGUAUCAUAAAUAUAAAGUCAUUUUUGUGUUUUCAGUUGGAAAUCUGCCCAGACGAAUUGGAAGCCGCUGGUUGGUUCGGUCGGGAUCAAGUUCUCGAAGCACUGGACCGUGUAGAAAAGGACCCAUUCCUCAAAAUCCCCCUUUCGAAAAGAUUAGAAAACCCGGAUACCUUUACAUACCUCCCUCCUCGUGGUGCCAUUGCCCAUCGAAUCAUAAAAGGAUGGGCCCAUAAGAAAUAA